Charadrius vociferus (killdeer) is the source of this 1183-nucleotide messenger RNA. It is a transcript of the gene GKAP1, whose product is annotated as G kinase anchoring protein 1. The record is from RefSeq and is a predicted model, not a curated record. Gene Ontology annotation, biological process: signal transduction. The transcript is spliced from 12 exons. Lineage: Eukaryota; Metazoa; Chordata; Aves; Charadriiformes; Charadriidae. Gene Ontology annotation, cellular component: Golgi apparatus.
UUGUGGUCUGAUCAGAGAGUCUGAACAUCAGCUUCAGGAAACCUAAUAACUAAAAAGAAGCCAGCUCAGUAGAAUAUUGUAUGUGGCAAUGGCAUCUGCUGUAAUCAGUUCAGUUCCUACCACUGCAUCUCGUUUUGCUUUACUACAAGUUGAAAGUGAUACUGAUUUGGAGCCUGGAAAAGGAAGAAGUGGCCAAGGUGCUAGUAAAUCUCAGGCUUCAGGGGCAAGAUCAUCUACAAAUGAGAAAAAGAGAAAGAAAAGGAGAAAAAAGAAAGAACAGCACCAGAGUGAGGCCAAUGAGCUCAGAAACCUUGCUUUUAAAAAGAUUCCUCAGAAAUCCUCACAUGGAGGCCGUCUAUCUCAGCAUGAACAAAAACUGCACACUGCAAUGCAGAAGGACUCUCAGGAAGAAAACUGGCAGGAGUGGAGAAAAAGAGAUGAGCAGCUGACAUCUGAAAUGUUUGAAGCUGAUCUUGAAAAAGCAUUGCUGCUAAGCAAACUGGAAUACGAAGAGCACAGAAAGGAAUACGAAAACGUUGAAAAAACUUCACCUCAGUCAAAGUCUGUGAAUAAGAAAGAGAAAAAGAACCAGCAAGGAAAAGAGAAACCUCUCACUGUGUCUCUGAAAGACUUUCAGUCUGACAGUAAUAUAGAAAAAAAAUAAGAGGAACUGAACUCUUCCCAGUCUUCAUUGCAUGAUGGAGGAUUUUUCAACAGGCUGGAAGAUGAUGUUCACAGAAUACUUGAAAAAGAGAAAAAGAGAGUCCGGGUCACUGAUUACAGUGAAACAGAUAACUGCACAUCUCGUGAACACAACCAGGAGAGUGUUUUGAAAGACGGAAAAACAGAACGACUAAAGCUUGAGCUUGAAAAGAAAGAUGCAGAAAUUGAGCAACUGAAAAGUAUAAUAUCUCAGUGGGAGGCAAAGUAUAAAGAAGUAAAAGCAAGAAAUGCACAGCUUCUGAAGAUGAUGCAUGAAGGUGAAAUGAAAGACAAAGCAGAAAUACUCCUACAGGUUGAUGAAUGUCAAAUUAUCAAAAAUGAAUUGACCUUACAGGUAACUAUACUUCAUGCUGCAUUAGAGCAAGAAAGAUCCAAAGUGAAACUACUGCAGGCAGAAUUAACGAAAUAUCAGAGUGGGAAGAAAGGGAAAAGGCACUCAGAAUCUGACCAGUGCAGGUGA